Messenger RNA from Solanum stenotomum, 995 nucleotides. RefSeq names its product aspartyl protease family protein 1-like. The coding region runs from base 669 to 995 and encodes 108 amino acids. NCBI's taxonomy places the organism in Eukaryota, Viridiplantae, Streptophyta, Magnoliopsida, Solanales, Solanaceae. The transcript has 3 exons. The record is from RefSeq and is a predicted model, not a curated record. Gene Ontology annotation, biological process: proteolysis. Gene Ontology annotation, molecular function: aspartic-type endopeptidase activity.
UAAACAAACAACAAUAUAGCUUUCCAUUCAUGAACCUACGAAAAGCUCAACUCUGAUAACGUAGGACUAUGGAGUAUGAGAAACCAGAGAGCUUGAGCGUUGGAAGAACAAAGAAAGUCGGCAAAGUAAUAAAAAAAAUAGGAGACACGUCUAACACCGAAGAAGAGAAUAGGUAAAUGUACACUCAUUAGCAUCGCAGAUGCACCACAUGAAGGUAGAGAAGACAAAUACUACAGAAAAAGUAAAUCAUUCAUCACAUGUCAUGAAGUAUAAGUAACAAGGCCAAGCAAGACAAUAGUAUAUGAUCAAAAGUCAAACCUAUACAUAAAAGCACACUUUAAUACAAUCUAUGUUGCCAUAAUCGGGAUCAUUGAGAAAUGCAGCCACAUUCUAGUUAGAGCAGAGUUGGAAUUUUUAACUACUCAAAUUAUAGUGUUUAUAGCUGGUUCCAUAUACCAAAAUUGGUAAAGCAGUGUAAUUUGGAUCUUCUGAUGCAUUUCUUCAUCCACCAUAAAUUUUAUUCUAUUUCUUUCAUUCCAGGUGUGGGAUAAGACAAACAGGUGCAUUUUUAACUGGUGCAGCUCCUAAUGGUCUAUUUGGACGUGGUAUUGAAAAUAUAUCUGCCCAAAGCAUGUUAGCAAGUAAAGGUCUUGCUGCAAAUUCUCUCUAUGUGCUUUGGACCUGAUGGUAUUGGAAGAAUAGUGUUUGGAGAUAAAGGAAGUACAGGCCAAGGAGAAACACCACUCAAUCUUGAUCAACCAUACCCAACUUAUAACAUCAGCCUGACAGGAAUAACAGUAGGAAGAAAGAUCACUGAUUUUGAUUUCAGAGCCAUUUUCGACUCUAGCACUUCAUUCAAAUACUUGAACGACCCAGUUUACAAAGUCAUUACAGAAAACUUCGAUUCUGAAGCAAAAAGGCCGCGUAUUCAACCUGAUGGCGAAAUUCCUUUUGAGUACUGCUAUGGGAUCAAGAAAAAAGAAGAGGUUGACUGA